CGGAAGUGUGGGUUUGUGUUCAGUAAACGUUCUGCUGGCUUCACGAGCCACCACGCAAAUUCUGCAGCUAACUGUCGCUAAAUUGUUAUUAUUUUUCACAAAUCUCUGAGGUGCAGCAGUUUCAGCAGCCAAGAUGUUCAACCGAAUGACAAGUCUAUGGAUGGGUGAUUUAGACCCAUACAUGGAUGAAAACUUCAUUAAGCAAGCUUUCAGCACUAUGGGAGAGACUGCAUACGGUGUCAAAAUAAUUACACAUCGACUUACCGGAGGCUCGGCUGGAUACUGUUUUGUGGAGAUGGCAGAUGAGGCCAGUGUUGACCGUUGUGUGCAGAGGCUCAGUGGGAAGCUGGUUCCAGGAUCGAAUCCGCCCAGGAAGUUCAAGCUAAACUACGCAACAUAUGGGAAAAGGCCAGAGCCUGGCCCAGAAUUUUCUGUCUUUGUUGGAGAUCUCACGUCAGAAGUGGAUGACUACAAUCUUCAUCAGUUCUUUCUGAAAAAAUUCCCUUCAUGCAAAGGCGCCAAAGUUGUCACUGAUCCUCUUGGGAACUCCAGGGGUUAUGGCUUUGUGAAGUUUAGCGAUGAGAAUGAACAGAAGAAAGCCCUCGAGGAGUUUCAGAACGCAUCAGGCCUGGGAGGAAAACCCAUCAGGAUAAGCAUUGCUGUCAACAAAGGCAAUAAAACAAGCAGUUACCACAACCAGAAUAACAGCUACAACAGCAACUAUCAACAGCAGUACUAUCAACAGCCCUACAACAGUUACUAUCCUCAGUGGGGUUAUGAUCAGUACAGCGGUUAUAACUACGGCUAUAACCCAUAUGCUACCCCCCCUCCAGUUCCACAUGGAAUGAUGGGACCACCCCCACCUGUGGGGGGGAUGCCCCCCGUGCCCCCUGACAUGCAGGGAUCCACAGAGCAGUCACAUGAUGGCACCGAGGAUGUUGAGGAGGAUCCAGCUGAAGACCCAAACCCACAGGUGGAUGUGGAAACAUUAAAUAGGCAAUACAUGGAGCGCAGUGAGGAGCUAUACGAUUCGCUCAUGGAUUGCCACUGGCAGCCAUUGGACAAUGUCACAUCUGAAAUUCCUAUGAUGAAUGGCUCCUGACUGUCUUAACCAACCACCGUCCAGGAUUAUUAUACUUUCUGAAGGAAAAUGCCUUUUUAUAAUGAUCUGAGCUUGUUUUUUCAGAGUUUUUUCCCUCCUUUUCAGCCUUUUAUUUGGAGCUUUAUUCGAGCAGGAAAGAUGCUUUCUUCAUGUGUGUCCGUCACAUUUUUUUCCUUUUUUUUUUUUUUAAAGUUAGGAAGUAAUUAUUUUGUUGGACAGGUUUUUUUUAAAAAAUGGAUGGAAAGAAUCUUCUUCAGUACUGUUGUCAUUUUUAAUCAGGAGCUUUUCCUACUCUCACUUUAUUAAACUUUUCCAAGUUUCGUGUCCAAAUAAGCAUCUCUUAUAUACACCACUUUUUGUGAGGCCACUGGUGGUUUUUCAUUUGGGAAAGCUUUGUUCAAGAGAUGGUUCUUGUUUAGAGAUGUUUGAAAAAUGCAUACAAAUUUAUACCACACUGAACCAGGAUUAUAUUCUGUCUUUAAAUUGCAUAUCCAUUUGGGCAUAAAUGAAUCACAAGUUUCUUAUUUAAGGCUGAGCUUUCCAGAAAUUCUGUGAGUAUUUUUGUAAUAAAAAAACAAAUUGAGAUUCUCAAAGAACCUAAUAAAUGAAUAUGAUGUCUCA
Carassius auratus (goldfish) is the source of this 1723-nucleotide messenger RNA. RefSeq names its product tRNA selenocysteine 1-associated protein 1-like. Bases 134 to 1102 code for a protein of 322 amino acids. Lineage: Eukaryota; Metazoa; Chordata; Actinopteri; Cypriniformes; Cyprinidae. The transcript has 9 exons. The record is from RefSeq and is a predicted model, not a curated record. Gene Ontology annotation, molecular function: RNA binding.